This is a messenger RNA of Rhodofomes roseus, 1530 nucleotides long. RefSeq lists its product as uncharacterized. The transcript is spliced from 4 exons. The coding region runs from base 104 to 1369 and encodes 421 amino acids. The record is from RefSeq and is a predicted model, not a curated record. NCBI's taxonomy places the organism in Eukaryota, Fungi, Basidiomycota, Agaricomycetes, Polyporales, Fomitopsidaceae.
CCGGGCGUGUGGAUGCGGCGACGACGACCGCUCAGUCCGUACAACAAGUCCCUCCUUGUGAGGACCGAACCUCGCCAAUGGACUCGUAUAUAUACUCGCCAGGAUGCUCAACAACGCCUUCAUCAUCCGGCAGCUUGCCCGCCAACUGGACGCAGAGCCCGACCCGUCAUCGACCAUGUCAGCACCGAUGAGGGAACGCCUGCAUUCCGAGCCUGUGAUGGUCCCUGGUCUCCCUACAACUGGUCAGUAUUCCCUUGCAGGCUAUCUGGCUGCAUUUGUAGACCCGUUGAAAGCUUUCAUCGAGCGAGAGGCAGAGCAUCUGGCUCCGAUGGCGGUCAUCCGGCAGCUGAGACGGUCACCCAGUCCCUCACCACCCAGCUCAGUCGAGGGAGACGCAACGCCACACCCGAGUCCCUCACCGGAACCAUCAGACCCGAAGGAGGAGGAAGAGUCCGAGCAGCCGAGAAGGAGAACUAGGAGUAUCAGCUCGGUGUUCUCAUCAAUAUCCCUGCCGUCGCCCAGGCUUUCCCUGAGACGCCUCUCUGGUCUGCCCCAAGCAGGUAGCGAGAGGAAAAUAGAGCCAUAUGAAGUCUUCGCUGCGGUCGAGCGGAAGGACAUCACCUUUCUCAUGGAAGUCCGUGACAGGGCCUUCCACCUCCUUGUUCACAGACACGGUGGCGACACUCCCCUCCUCCACGCGAUGCGCUGCGGACCGGGCCAUCAGGAUGUAGCCAUCGUCAUCCUCGGGGCCUUCUCGCGCUUCAUCAACCACCUUUCCGACGAGGACUUCGUCCGCCCGGGGACGAAGAUCCUCCUGCGUGCGCUCCGCGUGAACCUGCGCGCUGCGAUCGACAUGGGGCUGCAUACGCGUCAGGUCGACCUGGUCGCGAGUUUUCUGCAGACGCUCGUCAUGAGCGAGGGCGAGCGGUGGGUGUCCAUGCAGGCAGCGAGCGUCGCCGCGGCGAUGCGCAGGGAGACGGAGGACAAGCCGGUGAAGACCGCGGAGAAUGCGGUGAGGGGCUUCGCGACGAAGGAGCUCGGAAAGGCGAACACCAUCAUGACUUGCGAGGACUACAUCGCGAACGCCACGGGUGACCUGCUCAUGAUGGGCGCGUGGCAUGCCGCAGUGGAAGCUGGCGUAGAAGGCGAGCUUAUACCUACUUGGUACUUCGCCCGCGAUGAUCGCGUGUACCGGGCGUUCGCCGAGCGCUUGAAGGAACACAAGAAAGAGCUCGAGCAGCGUUGUAGUAAGCGGCUCAAGUGGCAACUGAGGUUACUCGACUUUGCCAUGGCGCAGAGGGCGAGUACUUGGCAUCAAAAGGUUGGGAUGGUGGAGCAAGAGUUAGAUCACGGAGAAGGUGUAAACUAGCACAGACAAUAGCUCGGACGCUGUGAUAUCCCUGCUUUUCUCUCCGUUGUACUGCUUGUUCUCUGUAUCUGUUCUGAUCGUUUCCUAUUCCCUAGGCCGCCAAGGACAAUACAGUGUAUCCCACAGUGUAAUCUAUCUGCAUUUCUAGCUGCUCCACGAGC